AUGGAGUAUUAUGACGACGAUGACUACACGCACGCCUCUCCAGGACUCACUCCGUUCCAACCUGAUCUAGGGGAUUGCUCACCACUACCAUUUGCGCCCUUGUGGUUACCCCAAGACACUUGCGAGGCACCUUUGGACCUCAUUCACGUCGAACGCACUGGCAAUGGCCGGGAAACGCGACGAAAGCUGCAUAAGAUGUACCGCAGUGAAGCUCCGCCAACUGAAUGGGAAUUCAUGGACAGUCUACUUUUCCAUCAGAUGGCCCCUGAAAAUCCGCAACUCACAUUAUCACUUGGUUUGGAUGGUCCUUUACCAUCCGACAGUGACAGUGACGCUGAGACAUUGUCUGACGACGCAGCCUGGCGGCUCACAUCUGACUCUCUUCCAGAUUAUUCAAUCGUUCCGAAAAGGGCACGUAAACCAAGGAAAGCUCGCUUGAGUCUACCCAUCACGAUUCACAAACAAGGCAUCCUGGCUACCGUACUAGCGUGCGCAGACACGGGUUCCGAUGUCAAUAUCAUAUCACAUGAAGUCGCGAAAACAUUGGGAUACUCAGAGUACGAGGCUUUACCAGAAAAGAAGCAGUUUUCGCUAGCCAAUGGCAAGCUGAUUGAAGCCAUUGGCCGCAUCGAGUCGCCCUGCUCGUUCGGUGUCGAGACCAGUUCGUUGGUGACAAUGACAUGUGCGUUCUACGUCCUGCUCAAAUCUGCGACACCUAUUAUCAUGGGCCAGAGUUUCUUGGAAGAAACAAAAACGAUGACCGAAUACAGAGAACGUCUUGUACGCGUGCCAACACCAGCGUUCCAGGCACUUUCCGUAUAUUCCGUCGGCAGACCACGCCGGUUACUGAAAUGCGAGGUGGACCGUAGGGAGACACUAGCGACACCAGACUCGGGCUCGGAAAUCGACCUAAUAUCGCCUUCUUUUGUGGCCGAACGUGGUCUUACAGUCUAUCCGGGAGAAGAAGCAAUCCAGCUAGCAGACGGUAGUAUAGCAACUACUUCUGGAUACGUCCAUGUUGACAUAGCAGUCACAUCGAUCAAUUCGUGGAGACCACUGAACCAUCCUAAGAGAAAUGUCACAGUUGAUCUGUUCUUGCUGGAUAGUUUAAAUCAUGACCUCAUUGUAAGCGAAGACUCGUUGGAAGAGCUCAAAGUGUUCACCCAUCACCAAAGUGCUCUCAUACUUGCGCCUCAUGACUCUGGACCUCUAGGGAUCAACCGUAUCCGGCAUCUCGGGGCAAUAGAUCGCAUCAUCUCCUGGAUCAAGAAGAAAAUCAAAAGUUCUGGCUCUGAAAAUGACACAAACAUGGACAUAUCUUCCGAUCUCCAAGCGGUAGAUCAACGUGAGAAUGAUCGCAGAGAGCGUGAAGCAGCUCGGAUCGCGAUUCUGCCAAAUGACGAACAGCAAGCCGCUAUAGAGGCUGAGGUGGUUAGACAAGAAGCCUACAAAAGUCGACUUCGACUUCCGAAUUUCCCCCUCAACGGGGCUAUCGAUCCAGGGACACCACUGCCGCCGCCCAACUCAAGCCUACAAUCCACCCCAAACAUAACGGGCAUGUUUAGAUGCCACCAUCCUGACUGUACAGCUGCACCUUUUCAAACGCAAUAUCUCCUCAAGUAUAUCAGGCCCAGCAUAUCUAUGAUCUUGACUAACGAGUCCAGCUCCCACAACAACGUACAUGCGUCGAACAGGCUACAUUUUUGCCCAGUUGCUGGUUGCCCUAGAGGCGAGGGCGGGAAAGGCUUUAAAAGAAAGAAUGAGAUGAUUCGCCAUGGUCUUCUUCACCAAAGUCCAGGAUACGUUUGUCCAUUCUGCCCUGACAGUGAGCGCAAGUAUCCGCGACCGGAUAACCUCGAACGGUAUGUCAAGAUCAAAACCUAUCCUGCCACUUCAGAAGCUUUUUACUGA
Messenger RNA from Alternaria arborescens, 1911 nucleotides. RefSeq lists its product as hypothetical. The transcript has 3 exons. The record is from RefSeq and is a predicted model, not a curated record. NCBI's taxonomy places the organism in Eukaryota, Fungi, Ascomycota, Dothideomycetes, Pleosporales, Pleosporaceae. Bases 1 to 1911 code for a protein of 636 amino acids.